Messenger RNA from Papaver somniferum (opium poppy), 666 nucleotides. RefSeq names its product glycine-rich cell wall structural protein 1.0-like. The transcript is spliced from 6 exons. Bases 1 to 666 code for a protein of 221 amino acids. The record is from RefSeq and is a predicted model, not a curated record. NCBI's taxonomy places the organism in Eukaryota, Viridiplantae, Streptophyta, Magnoliopsida, Ranunculales, Papaveraceae.
AUGACCUUGUACGAGAUGUUUUUGCAGAUAUUUGCUACAAGGCUGCGGAAAUUUCGCAAUAUCGAAAGGGCUGAUCAAUUGAGGAUUGCUACAGCAGCUGUUGAAGCAAUCAAUCCGCAGGUUGCACCUCCAAUAACUGAUUUAGUGGACCCCAAGAGAGAGUACCGUUACUGGAGAGUUGCUGAGGCUAGUGCCUUUUUUGAUGAUUUUAUUUCACAUUGUUGCUUAGAACAACAAGAAGAUAUUUGCGAUAGCAGUGGCGGUGAUGGUUGGGGCGACGGUUUUGGUUGCGGUGGCGCUAGUGCUAGUGGUAGUGGCGGCAGGGGCAAUGCUAGUGGCAGUAGUGCUGCUGGUGGUGGUAAAGGCAGUACUGGUGGUGGUGCUGGUGGAGACACCAUGGACGUAAGGAUGAUCCUGAUGCUUGUGUCGGUAGUAGAGGUGGUAUUUGUGGUGGAGAUAUGUAUAUAUGCUGGUAAAGGUGAUGAUGGUUGUCACGGUAGCUGCGGUGCUAAUGACGAUAGUGGUGGUACCGGUGGCAAUAAUAGUGGUGUACGUAGUGGCGGCAGUGGUAGUGGUGAUGAUACUGGUGAUGGAAAUGGUGGUGGAGGCAGGGAUGAUCCUUGCCCUGGUGGCGGUGCUAGUGGCGAUGGUGGUUUUAAUUUAUAA